This is a messenger RNA of Dujonia railenensis, 2082 nucleotides long. NCBI's taxonomy places the organism in Eukaryota, Fungi, Ascomycota, Pichiomycetes, Serinales, Debaryomycetaceae. The record is from the annotation of a GenBank genome assembly.
AUGAAUAAUAGUAUAUUCGGAAAUAAUGAUCACGAAGAUCCCUGGGACAAUGGUUGGGCCAAUUCUGAACCAACAAGCUCAAUUGUAAAUACCUCCUCUGGACGAGAGGCAGGAAGCAAUAGUGGAGGAUUCGGGAUCGCCUCCUCAUAUUUAUCGCCCUCCCAACUUUUAGCAACACAUACCCCUUCACCCCCUGUAAGGACUUCGGUUCACGACACACCCUUGUCAUCGGCUACCCCUGUCAUUGACAACGUCCCUUUGUCUUACAAGGAAAUCUACACCAGAGUAGGUGAACUCUGUUCAACCACCAACGAGUUGGAAUCACUUGUUUUCAAUAAGAUUAUAUCACGUGACCAGGAUGGGCUUACUCCAUACCAAAAGCUGAAGAUUGUUGACAUAAUGUAUGACCACAACUUGCUACCACCGUCGAGACCUGUUAAUUUUUAUCAGAUUUUAGGUCUUGUCGCAUUGGAGUUGGAGUUGCCUGGCUCUGGUGACUUCGUUACAUUGCAAUUCAGAAUAAAUGACUUGCCCCAAUUGUCUCCAUCGAUCGUCAAAUCAAUAGUCAACGACGAAAGUACUGAUAAUAGUACUAAUAAUAACAGCAAUUAUGUUAGAUCAUACUCUCCCGAUCCCCUUAAUGCUCAAUUAGCAAACACUUCUAUCUCGGAAGACGACCAGGACCAACAGCAUCAGCACAAUCAGCUUCCCUCGUCUAUUAUUGACCCUAUCUUGACGGACCAUUCUUCGAUUCAAAAGAGACAGCACCAAGAUGGUGCAGGUAUUAGUGGGCCCAACGAUCCAAUUCUGUUUAAUGAAAUAACCAAAUACAUCACAGAAAUAAAGGAUACCUUCGAGCCUGUUGUUGGGAGCAAAGACCUUGUCCGUAUCAAAGAGGUGCCAGAGAAGGAAGGACUCCUUUUCAAACAUACAAAUUAUAUCAUAUCACAUGAGAUUAAACUCGGACUAAUGAGUCCAGCAGGGAGCAAAAAAGUUAUUAGAAGAUAUUCAGACUUCGUUUGGCUACUUGAAUAUUUGUUGAAAAAGUACCCGUUUAGAAUAAUUCCUGGAUUACCACCUAAGAAGUUUACUGGAUCAGCUCCCGAUUCACAGUUCUUGCAAAAGCGUCGGAGGGGUUUGAACAGAUUUUUAAACCAGUUGGUAAAACACCCUGUUCUAGUUUUAGACUCGGUAGUAGUUACCUUCCUUUCCGUGCCAACUGAUUUGGCAACAUGGAAGAAACAGGCCAAGGUUGACUAUUCCUUAGAGUUUAAGGGAAUGAAAAUCCUGACUCAUUUUAUAAACUCUGUAUGGCCCACCAUAGGAGAUGAGUUCUUGAAAGAUUGGAAGCAAUCUGAACUCAACAUCAACAAAUUAAUCGAAGUUUGGACAAAAUGUGUCUUGCUUGUAGAAAGGUACGAGAAGAGGCAACAGCAAAUCUCAUUGGAUAAUGGAAAAUUUGUUGAGAUGAUAAACAAGUUUUCUUCUUUGAAUGAAGCUGUUUAUCCUCAUGAUACCAAUAGUGAAAACAACGAAGACAGCAAAAUCGUGUCAACUUCCAACAAAGAUGACAUGUCUGCAAUUAAUGACUCCUUAGGAUCCAUCCUGGACUUUUUUAAUAAAUCGUCGCAAUUAUUAAUUGAUGAGAGUUUUCUCAUUAACACUACUAUAUUAGAAAAGUUUAAGAAUUAUUUAGACUACUUGUACUCAUUGCAGGAGUUAUUUGAGAGAUCGAAGAAGUUGCUGAUAAAUAAUAUACCUCAAUUACAAAAUAGGAUCCAAGAAAACGAGAAGAGGUACCAGAAAUUAUCUACAGAUGACGUAGAUAUCAAAGGGAGUGAAUUAGCCAAGUUGAGGCAAGUGAUUAUUAAUGAUAAGCAAGAGAUUUUCCAACAACUUAAUAAAGAUUGGCUCAUAAAAGAAUGUUGCUUUAAAGAAUUUAUAAUGUUUCAGAAGACGCAGUACUUGAUCAGCGAACUUUGGAUCGACUGGUCUAAGGGAAGAUUGAAAUUCCAAGAGAAAUAUUUCGGAUUGAGUGAGGUUUUAAGUAAAGAUGUUGUUGGAGAUAUGCCUACUAAAUAG